UGAAGAGCCCCUGCAUGAGAAAGCAGAAUAGAAUAAGAGAGAAAGUAAACAAGUGCGGUUGAAGAAUUUAAUUUCUUCAUCCUGCUGUGCCUCUUGGACUUCUGUUUUCUCUCCUGUAUUCUUAGGAAAGGUCAAUAUCCCCAGUAUCAGGCUCUCUCCAGCCCAGCCCUUGAAACAUUCAUUGUCUGGAGCAUAGACAACACAAGGACUGAAAGAGGAAAAUAUGUGCACCCUGCUCACCUCAAAGUCCCUGUCUCUGCUGCUCCUGCUGUUGAAGGUUGUAAUACUUCAGGAGGUCUCUGAAGAGUGGCAAGAAGAAUUUGAAGAUUAUAUGGAUGAAAUACAUACUAAAGGGCCUAUCAAACCACCUACCAAAAAAUGUUUCCAAAAGAAUGUCCUUGAGGCUGCUUUCGAACCAUUUGAGGAUAACUUGUGUACUCAUGAAAUAGCAUUUAAAAAUAUUCACACCAAUCUUUACUGUCACAGAGAAUAUCACUUCCUUAACAUAGCAUUUGAAGAGUUGCAAAAGGCAUGUUACACCAAGUAUGUAGCAUGUGAAAAUGGAGUUAAGAAAUGUCACAAGACCGAGAAACCAAUAGAAGGAGCGUACUGUAACUACACAGGGGGACUUAAAAUGCCAUACUGUGAGUAUAAAACAAUUCGCAAGACGGGAUAUGCUCUUAUUACUUGUCUAUGGCAAGAUGAUAUUGGAGAAAUUAUUCCUGCUUAUGUAAAUAGUAUUUUGGAAAGUCCUGGCAAAUAGAAAAGUGCCAGCCAUUAGGAAGAUAUCUUCCUCCCACAACCCUAGAAGAGUAUUAUCUUAGAGUUGAACGUGGGAGAAUAUAUCCCUCUCCAUACUGAGUCUUCCAGGUCAAAAUUGAGAAUGGUAACUUUGACCUAUUCGUUUUAAUCAUCCACCUCCCUCUCUUCUCCUAACACCAUGCACAGGCAAUGUGGCUAGGUUCAAAGGCCGUGCUCUGAGGUGUGGUUUCAAACAGGUCAUGUAACUGAGCACGUGUUGAAUGUGUAAGGAGGAUGAAUGCCUGUAGUGAAAGGAUGACCACUACCAAGAAAAACAGAAAACAUUGCCUGAAGUGUGCUUCGAAGUUGUAUUUAUGUAAAUCUCUAGUUGAGCAGAAAUAAUAAAGUGCAUUUGCCCUAGCGAAGUGUCUCUGGUAUGGUUACUUG
Pipistrellus kuhlii (Kuhl's pipistrelle) is the source of this 1188-nucleotide messenger RNA. RefSeq names its product ribonuclease A family member 9 (inactive) (gene RNASE9). The coding region runs from base 224 to 763 and encodes 179 amino acids. Gene Ontology annotation, molecular function: nucleic acid binding. The transcript is spliced from 3 exons. The record is from RefSeq and is a predicted model, not a curated record. NCBI's taxonomy places the organism in Eukaryota, Metazoa, Chordata, Mammalia, Chiroptera, Vespertilionidae.